Naegleria gruberi is the source of this 5096-nucleotide messenger RNA. Its product is annotated as abc transporter, white family. Gene Ontology annotation, molecular function: ABC-type transporter activity. NCBI's taxonomy places the organism in Eukaryota, Heterolobosea, Eutetramitea, Acrasida, Naegleriidae. Bases 1 to 5076 code for a protein of 1691 amino acids. The record is from RefSeq and is a predicted model, not a curated record. The transcript is spliced from 2 exons.
AUGAUGAUACGUAAUGAUAAUAGACCAUUGUUGAAAGGACAAGCACAACAACGUGUUGCUGUUCGAUAUUUAAUCGUCUCCAUCUUGUUGAUGAUUACUUUGAGUUGUGCUUCAACUCUUGCUGCCACACCUCCAGACUGGUGUGCUGCAUUAUCUGGUGAACAAGUUAAAUCAGCCUUUGGAUUAUGUGAUCCAUCUUUAUCCACUUCAAGACCAUCAUGGUGUACAUAUAAUAACUUUAGAGCAAGUCAACCAAUCACUUUUAGAGAUCCUGACAUUUUUAAUUGUGAUGCCACUGGUGCACAAUGUUUAUAUACCAAAAUAACAGACAAGACACCAAUUACAUCAACUGAAAAUAACAUGAUUUGUGUGAAAGAUCAAGAUGUUGAUAAUAUUGUUAAAAUUUAUAAGGAAGACUAUUCUGGAGGAAAUGUUACCACUACUGAUCAAUCAUCACAAUCCGAAAACAAUCGUUGUUUCUUUGUUAGAGCUGCUAAACCUUUGGAAAUGUCAGCUGAUGGUGCCAAACAAUAUUUACUAGUAUUGACCAAUAGACAUUUGCUUGUUCUUGAUAUGACUACUGAACAAUUGGCCUACUCUUAUCAAGUACUUGAUGCUAAAACUGCUUUAACAGAUAAACCAAGUAAGAUGGCUGUCUAUAGAACUAGCUCUACUGAGGCAACAAUUUAUGUUACCUUGUCAACUCAAACAUUAUUGGUUCUUAAAUUGGAUACUACUGGUACUCUCACAGUUUCAUCUUCUAAAACUAUUGCUCUUACCAUUGAUACAACAACCAAAUUGUCCUCAAGCGAAUUUGUGCAAGAUUUGCAAACAAUUGCCUACAUUGAUACUCUUGGAACUGCAACUCAUAUGGCUGUUCUCUCAUAUGGUACUUCUACUUCUACCAAUGGUAUUAUCAUUUACAAGGGUUCUACACUUUAUAAAUGGGCAUUUGCUGACCAAACUGAGGAAAGAAAGAUUUUCGGUUUUGCUCAUGGACAAUUUGGUGCUGACCCAACAUAUUCAUCAAAGGUUGACUGUAAUUCAGUUAAAGCCAGUAGACCUCUUCUUUUAAUUCAAUCCAAGUCACAAGUCAAUUUGAUUCAACUCGUUGGUACGCCAAAUGACUCACCUGUUGACUUAACAAAGAAGACCUCAAUCAUUUAUACACAUGGUGUCUCUGGUGAAAGUAUUUAUUCUGUGAGUGCAUUUACUGAAUGUUAUGGUACUCUUGCUAAGACUUCCCAAUCUGUUUGGGUUGCUGUUGGUGUUGCUUCAACUACAGCCUCUGCAAAUGCUUUCGGCCCAAGAUUAUUUGUCUUUAACCUUCCAGAAAUGGCAAGUCAGGAUGUAACUGAUAUUAGUUCUGACCCAGCUGGCAUAUACAAGGCCGUUGGUAUACCAGCUGACACAACAUGCUCAACUUCUUAUACAUCAACUACCAAACCUCAAUACUCAAAGAGUGGAACCUGUACUAACAGACCUAAUAAGGAAUCAGAUUUGAAAACCACAUCAGCUGUUCCUUCAAAGAUGGUUAUUGGAAUGUACAAAACAAGUGACACUGCUAUCACUGAUGCCUAUUCAACAUUUUAUCACACCAUCAACAUUGCCACAAGAGAAAGUAUUGAAGUAUUUUCCUUCCAAGAGUAUGCUUGUACUGACACUUCUGCUUCCACUUCUAGUUCAAGCUUAUUUACAUUGCAACAAACUGCAUUAUUGAACAGUGAUGGUAAAAUUAAUGACAUUUAUGUUUCUGAAAAUGCACAACACAUCUUUGCUGUCCUUUCUAGAAAGGCCUUUGAUAUUGAUGCCAGAAUAAGAUUGCAAGAUAUUUGCACCUUGUUGGCUUCUUCAAAUCCUCCAUCUUCAUUGACUAAAUUUACUGAAGCUUGUAAGAAAUAUCCAACCAAGUAUACUGCAUUCGAUUUUAUUGGUUACUUCUCAAUGUGUAAUGGAGGUUGGACUUGUCCAAGAUAUGGUGAUUCUGGAAAACUCUUGCUGAAGGUUACGCCAAUACUACCAACAAUGGUCUUUAAAUGUGAACCAGGAUUUUACUGUCCAACCAAUAACGAAGGUCGUAGAAGACCUUGUCCUGUUGGAUUCAAAUGUAAAGAUUCGGCCAUGACUGCACCUACUGCUUGUUCACCUUCCUCAACAUUUGAAACAACUUGUGGAAUUGAAGGUUCCUCUACUGAGCAAAGAUGUCCUGAUGGUCAAAUUUGUUUGAACCCUUUGAUGUCUAUUCCAGUACCACCAGGUUAUCUUGCAAGAAAAACUAGAAGUCAAUUAUACACUUGUAGAAAUGGUCAAUAUUGUCCAUUAGCUACUCAAGGACUUGACACUACAGGCACUACUCUCGUAAAUGCUUGUCCUGCAUUGAACUAUUGUGAAACUCCAUACUCUAUGACUCCAACUCCAUGUUUGGAACAAAUUGGUAACAGAACUCAAUACUGUCCAACUGGUACUUAUGGUAGUGAUGAGCACUAUUGUCCAGAAGGUUACUAUUGUCCAACCUUGUCAAGCAAAGUCUUGUGUGAAGAUGGUUAUUAUUGCCCAAGAGGUACUAAGGAACCACUUGCUUGUACUGCUGGUUAUUAUUGCCCUAAUACCAACUCAAUGUUGUUGUGUCCAUCUGGUUAUCACUGUGCUGCUGGCUCUACUUAUCCUAAACGUUGUCAAUGGUUCUCCUAUUGUCCAGAAGGUUCUGCCAAGCAACAAUCCUUCUAUUUGGGUAUCUUGUUAAUGUUCGUUGUUGUCUUCCUCGUUUUGGUCACUUUCGUUGUUGUCAGAUGUGUCACUGCCUCUUACAAGAAGAAGAAGAUGAAGCAAAAGAAGAUUAAACAAGACCAAGAAAUCUCAGGACAAAAUGGUCUUGCCAACAUUGGUAUUAAUAUUGCCAACUUUAUUCAAGGAAAUGAACAAUUCAAUUAUGAUAGUACUGGUUCUCUCGUCAAUGAACCACCAUUCUCAAAGAAGAACUUUACAAUUGAUUAUGCCUUUGAGGAUUUGUCAUAUAUCAGAAAGAAGAGUGAAGAAGUUAUUUUCGAAGGUGUCACUGGUCGUGUCUAUCACGGAAGAACUACAUGUAUUAUUGGUGUUGAUUCUGAAGCAACUUCUGCAUUGCUCAAUACUCUUUCUGGUAGACAUCACUUGGGUUUCGUUCAUGGUAAAAUUAUGAUUAAUGAACAAAUUAAGGAUCCGCACGAAUUCAGAAAUAUUAUCAGCUUUGCCCCAAAGCAACUUGAUAUGGCUAAGGAAUUGAAGGUUCACGAAUUGUUGAGAUUUGCUGGUCACUCUCGUUUGCCAAGUUAUUAUACAUACAGUCAAGUUGGUAGACGUGUUGAAAAGACAUGUAAGGUUUUGGGUAUUGAAAACUUUAUGUAUGAUACAAUUGGUAAAUCAAAGAAGCACGGUCUCGAUGAAGAACUCAGAGUCUUUGUUAACAUGGCUCUUGAAAUGGUUGCUGAUCCAGUUUGUUUAUUUGUCGAUAAUCCAUUCGAUGAAAUUCCACUCGAAAGAAAGAAAUUCUUGUGUAAGGCCUUCAAGUUGGCUGCUGAAAGUGGUACUACAGUUGUUUCUACCAUGCUCAGACCAAGAAAUGAUGUAUUCCUCCUCUUUGACGAUUGUAUUAUCAUGGGUAAGAAUGGUGGCAUUGUUUACAAUGGUCCAACCAAGGAUGCUUUGAGAUUCUUUGAAGAAAUUGGCUUCAAAUGUCCAAACUAUGAAAAUCCUCCAGACUUUUUUGUUGAUGUUUGUUUGGGUAAUGUUGAAAGACCUGGUGAUCCAAACUUUGAACCAGAACGUUUGUUGCACUUGUGGGACUUGAAGAAGGAAGAAAAUGAAAAGAAAUGGCUCAAAUCAAGAAAUGGUAAUGAAACUCAACAAUCAGAACAAGAACAAGAAGAUGAUGAAGAAGUUGGUGCUUCUGUUAUUGAUCCACAACAAGUUUUGUUGGGCAGUGAAGUUGCUAAGGAAAGACAAAGAAAGCCAAUUGCGUUCUUGGGUCAAUAUCUCUUAUUCUCUCUUCGUGCUUUGCUUCAAUUGAGUCGUCACUACAAGGGUGUCUUCUUUGAUUUCUUCUUCCACUUUGCUCUUGCUGUAAUUAUUGGAGGUUUCUACUUUAACAUGGACUUUAUUGGUCCUCUUUCAUCAACUCUUCAAAAGUUGUGUCCAACAUUUAUUAGUAAUCAAUGUUCAUUGCCAAGAAUUGAUAAGAUUGCACCAAUGAGUAUUGUUACAGUUUCUGCUCUUGCCAUUGCUGCUAUGCAAUCUUCACUCAAAUGUUUUGGUGCUGAUAAGGAACUCUAUAGACGUGAAGCUCAGAAUGGUAUCAACAAGAUGAGUUACUUCCUUGGUAAAUUGACUGGUGAAAUUCCUUCCUUGUUGAUCUAUCCAUUGGUCUUUGUUACUUUCUGGUAUAUCCUCGUUAAUCCUGAAGCUGAAUUUUACACAUACUAUGGACUCUUCUUAUUAUUCGAAAUUGUUUUCAGUUCUCUUGGCUAUUUCAUUUCAGUUUUCGUUCAAAGAACUCAUGCUGAAUUUGUUGGUGUAAUGUACAUUAUUUUGUGUGCCUUGUUGGGUGGUGUUCAACCAACAGUUCGUACCAUGUCUAAGGAAUGGUAUACAUUGGUUUUGGUUUGUUCUUCUCCAGUGAGAUGGGCUGUCGAAUUAAUGUACACUGUUGAAAUUAGAAAGUAUCAAGAAAGUAAUCAAAAUGUUGCUACUGCUUUGGAAAAUUAUGGUUUCUCCUAUAAGGCCUACUAUAUUUCACCAAUUAUCUUGAUUGCUAUCACUAUCAUUUUCUUGGUAUUAUCAUUCGUUGGUUUGGUUAUGAGAGAUCCACAAGCUGUCGAAAGAAUCAAGACUCUCACUAGAGUUUACAUUAGAAAGGGUAAGAGAAAGUUGAAGAAAUUGAAGAGUGAAAGAAAGAAGCCUGGUGACUAUGUCUUCCAACAAGAAAGUGAAAUUCAAGUUCUCGAAGAUGGUGAAGAAAGUGAAUCAGAUGAAGACGACGAAUUGUUAUUGCAACAAGAUGAAGUCUAUCAACCACCAUCCAUGCAACAAGAUCAACAAUAAACAACCAACUUGUGUGAAAA